Molecule: messenger RNA, 4904 nt
Organism: Episyrphus balteatus (marmalade hoverfly)
Lineage: Eukaryota; Metazoa; Arthropoda; Insecta; Diptera; Syrphidae
Exons: 19
Coding region: 580-4812 (1410 amino acids)
Molecular function (GO): calcium ion binding
Source: RefSeq, a predicted model, not a curated record
CAACACAUCCAUACAGACGCACACACCAUCCAUAAUCGCUGGAAAACGCUGAGUUGUAAAAAGUGGAGAAAACUCGUCUGAAUCAUCUAUAAUGUCAGUUUAAGAACGUUAGCGAGUGAUUACGGUUCCCGUGGAAAGCGUCUCGAAUUGUUGGUUAUUGGAAAUUCCCCAAAUUAAGGGCAGACAAAAAGUUUUUUUUUUCCUCACUUCAUUCUUAAUUUUUUCUUGCAUUUCAACCAACUCAAAAAAAGAAGUUGAUAAAAGAAAACUUGUAUUUGAAACUUUUGAAAAAGUUUUCUAUAUCGGUGGAUUUCUUUUUGUGUCGAUAAAAAAAAAGGACACGCGAAAGAAAAAAUGUUCAUUUUAGUUGUAUAACUUAAAAAAUACAUAUUUCCGGCAAAAGUCAUUAGUCACUUAUGUCGUUCAAUACCAUCAGUGCUCAAAAGGACGGAAGCAGAACACCAUUUUAGAAGAGCAACAAAAUACCAACACACAAUAUUAUAGAUAUGCGCGUUUGGAUGUGUGAUUGGUUUUUGGAAUAAAUCGGAGGAACAAAAAAAAAAAAAGGAUAACAAAAAAAUGUGGCUUAAUGGAUUAAUCCUCGUAACAGUACUGGCUGCGGCUAAAAGCACUGAGGCAGAACUUAAUGUGGAAGCGGCAUUUCAAGGUCAUUGUGGGCACACAAGUCCUUGUGAGCAACUUUGUUAUGAAAUACAUGAUGGGAUGUACGAAUGUGAUUGCAUAGAAGGAUACGAAUUGAAUAAAAAUGGCUAUAGCUGUCAAGUAAUCAAUUCAACACUCCCACCGGAUAGUCCCUCAAAAUCAGAAGAGGACGUACUAUACCAAAAAGGUGCCUCGUUUAGUGCCAAACUGGCAAACGGUGUCAAUGGGAGCAACCAAAUACUUACAUCUGGAGAGGAUGAAACAGAUGAAUACGAUGAAUUCAUCACAGGCACUGAAAAUGAAAACCUCUCAACAAGUCAACGAAAAUCGAAUUCGUAUAUCGAUAGCAAUUCAAAAGAUUACUACAUAUCUUCAGAUAGCAUUAGUUUCAACGACGAUCAAUUAGACUUAAACCCUGUACCUGAAUUCAAAAACGCUAAUUCAAAUUCGAAAAACCUUACAAAUUCCUUGGACAUGUACACCGAUUCAGUGACAAACGAACUAAGUCAACGCAUCCAAUGGCUGCAACAGCAACAAAAUCAGCUGCAACACUCAGAGUUGCAUCGAUUAAACGAUAAACUAACGAAAUCAUCAUCAUCAUCAAUUACAUCAAAGGAGAAUAAUUCAGAUGCUGCGCUGACGGAAACACUUGACACAUCUAUUGCCAGCAGCAAUAUGUUAGAAGAUGACUACUACUCGAAACUUGAUAUGUCUGUCUAUGACGAUGUCAAUAAUAAUAAGUUGAAUUUGCGGCCAGUCGAUGCUAAUACAUAUCAAAACGAGUACAAUCAAGUGCAAGCGACAUCGCUCUUGCCAACGAAACCUCCUACACCGCAGCCCAAGAAAUCAGAUAGCCUUAGGAUGGCUGAACAACAACAACAACAGCAGGGGGAGCAAAACAAAAAUGUGACAGCUGGCAGUCAAGGAUCAUCAUCAGCCAUGAAAGUGCAUAGUGAAGCACCCUCAACUCUGACGAGGCAGAUUAAACCGAAUUCACGGAAUCUCUCAAGAAUGGCAGUUGAAUCAUGCUCUUUGGAUUGUGGUUUGGAUGGAAUUUGUGAUAUCAAUGAUGAAGGAAUCCCCAGAUGCCUGUGCACUUUUGGUAAAAGUGGCAACGGUUGCCUAGACGAUACUAAGGUUCGCAUUCCUAGAUUUUCAAAAAAGUCCUGGUUGGCCUUUCCAGCCUUACGUGGAGCAUACAAGCAUGUACAGAUAAGAGUUGAGUUUCGACCGGAAUCCGUCGAAGGCAUUAUCCUUUUAACUGGCGAAAGGGACGACUUAACCGGAGAUUUUAUGGCAUUACUCAUACAUCAGGGCUUCAUUGAAUUCUGGUUUGAUUGCGGAUCUGGCGUUGGCAGUGUUCGAUCUGAAGAAAUGGUUCAAUUAAAUCAGUGGAAUUCAGUUACAAUAUACAGGCACCGAUGGGAUGCUUGGCUACUAUUAAAUCACGGUUCACGCGUGCAAGGACGAUCAAAGGGUCUAUUCUCCAGAAUUACAUUUAGAGAGCCUGUAUUUCUUGGUGGAACAGGAAACAUUACUGGAUUGGCCAAACGAUUACCAGUUUAUGAAGGAAUGGUUGGCUGUAUACGAAGAUUUGUUGCUAACGAACAUGAGUAUAGUUUUAGUGAGCAUCCACUUGGUGACGUUUCCAAAGGAUUUGAUAUUCAGGACUGCACAACGGACAAAUGCUUCAAAUAUCCAUGUCAGCACGAAGGGAAAUGUUUACCAUCCGAUCAAGGUGCAAUUUGCCUCUGUCCGAUGGGCUUCGUCGGAGAUCUCUGUGAACUUAGACUAGACUUGCAAGUGCCCUCAUUUAACGGAUCGUCUUACUUGCGUUAUGCACCCUUGGGAGACAGUGCUCUUAUUUGGCUUGAACUUCAGGUUGUAAUUAAGCCUCUGGAAACGGACGGAAUUAUUCUAUAUACUGGCCAUGAACAUCACGGUGACUUUAUUGCAUUAUCCUUGGAUAUGGGAUUUGUGGAAUUUUCCUUUGACUUGGGGAGUGGUCCAGCUGUGGUGAGGAGUGACUACCCUAUUACAACUGGGCAGUGGCAUACGAUAAAAGUGUCUAGGACUGCAAGGUUGGCUGUGCUGAAGGUGGACGAACUUCCGGAAGUAAUGACUAUAUCAUCGAAUGGCUUCUGGCACUUGUCUUUACCGCAUGCUCUGUAUCUAGGAGGUGUACCUCAUUCUGACCUUUUACCAACAAUAAUUCGACACAGAGGCUUCUUUUCGGGAUGCAUCCAGAAGGUGAAGAUAAAUAGCAGAACUAUGUCAAUCGUUGGUGAAGCACUUGGAGGUACAAACGUUGACAAUUGCCCUCAUGCAUGCAAUGCCCAACCAUGCGGGCCACUCUCAGAGUGCCUUCCUCUAUUGGAAAACUACGAAUGUCGGUGUGGUCAGUUCAAUCCAGAAUGCAAUACGACAACAAGCAACAUACCAUUACCAACACCCGAUACUAUCCACAAAACUACAGGCAUUACGGCAACACACACCGUUAGUCCGCCAAUUGGAAAUAAUCAACACCAUCACCACCACUACCAGCAGCAUCAUCAACAGCACAACAACAAACCCUAUUCCUCCAAACACAAUAAAAGUCAUUACCCACAACGUCAAUCAACACAAUUUUCUAGCGAAAAUUCACUAGACAAUCUGUCGCACAAUUCCAAAUCCAAAAGGAACCGGAAGAGCCCCAAACCAACAGCAGCAGUGCCUGCCAGCAAACCACUCGACUAUAAAGCAAAAUGGAGUGAACACAUAACACCGGAAAUGUUCUACUUAGAAACCGAAUCGAAGGAUUCACCCGCUACCGCAGCCGACCUGUAUAUCGACGACGCCCCCAUCAAUCAUGAUUUCCAUUUUCCUGACAACCACCACCAACUUGUAGAAGUAGUAGAAGUCGAAGCACCUCCAAAGAAGGACUUCCACUUGGAUGAAAACGAUGAAAACGAUUUGCAGCUACUAGAUAUGUCUGCUAUACAUUUUGAGCAACCCAUAGUUUCUAUGCCCCCAGCUAAAGAAUACCCACAAGUGCCCCCAUACGAUUCACAUUAUUCGAAACCCCACAAACACUCUGGCAAAAAACAUCAAAGGUCUCGAUACAAUAGCGACUUUGAUGGUGUGGCGCCUCAAAAGGGUCACUAUGAAGAACAUAAUAAGCACAGUUCCGAAGCAGAUUCCAAUGUGCUCCAGCAAGCACAAGUAGUUUCGACGUCGGCAACAGGCAGACCCAGAAAAAGAUUGCACAAAAGACCGACGACGACGUCUCAUAGGUGGAAGUACCAUAAAAAGCUAAACAAUUACUUUGAUGAAAGCAGGAGGCCUCUUCACGAGCCGUCAUCGUCAUCAUCGACGACCAAAGGCCAAACAGCCGACAAUGGGAUCAUCAUCGGUUACUCACCAGUCGCCGUCGUCGAUGAAGGGAAUUACCAUACAAAAGAACUGUUUCAGGACAUGGAACGCAUAAUGAAGAAUAGCGUCGAUGACCUCUCAACGACAACUAUGCCAGCAAACAUAUUAGAAACAACAAAAACAGGGGUAAAUUAUGAUUCGUCCUUCUCGUCCUCCGAGCAGGGUCCUGUGAUUAGAAAAAGUCUAGGGGCAUGUUUCACCGGCACCGACAGCUAUUUUCAUUACAAUGACGCCGAAACCAUGAGCCAGAUAAUCAGCUAUAAAAUUGAUUUGAAUCUGCGGAUCAAAACCCACUCGAGGAAUGGGAUCAUCCUCUGGACUGGCCGGCAGAGUGCUCUCGACACAGAUGAUUACCUAUCGCUGGGUAUUGAAAACGGGUAUCUGCACCUGCGUUACAAUUUGGGAUCUGGCGAGGCCAAUGUCCAGUUCAAUGUAACCAAAGUAAGCGAUGGGCUCUGGCAUAGGGUGCGGGCAAUAAGACAUUCUCAAGAAGGCUUCUUGGAGGUGGAUGGCCGGAAGUCCGUUGUGCAUAGGUCACCGGGGAAGCUAAGACAGUUGAACACAGACACUGGACUCUAUGUUGGUGGAAUGACUGAUGUUUCUUAUUUUACAAGAAGAAGAUACUCUACGGGAAUAAUUGGCUGUAUAUCAGAAAUAAUACUCGCUGGUGAACUUCAACUAAAUUUUGAUCCGGCAACCCUGGGAACAGCGCACAACGUCGAAACUGGAAUCCUCUGAAAAAGCAUAAAUAGUCAAAACACUUGACGUUAGUACAAUAUUAUUGUUUUAUUGUAUUAAGUUUGUAUAAAAUACCAGGAAUAUAUACUUGA